This is a messenger RNA of Strongylocentrotus purpuratus (purple sea urchin), 2534 nucleotides long. RefSeq names its product zinc finger protein 652-B. Bases 104 to 2041 code for a protein of 645 amino acids. The record is from RefSeq and is a predicted model, not a curated record. NCBI's taxonomy places the organism in Eukaryota, Metazoa, Echinodermata, Echinoidea, Camarodonta, Strongylocentrotidae. Gene Ontology annotation, molecular function: DNA-binding transcription factor activity, RNA polymerase II-specific; RNA polymerase II transcription regulatory region sequence-specific DNA binding. The transcript has 4 exons. Gene Ontology annotation, cellular component: nucleus. Gene Ontology annotation, biological process: regulation of transcription by RNA polymerase II.
GCACUAGCAACACGGUCCCAUUUGUAGCUCUUGGUCGAUCGCGAGCUAAAUAUACUGUACAAUUAAUUAAACAGCUGAGUCUAGCUAGCUUUACAAUUCUAUCAUGACGCGUCUUCGAAUGACCAAGCAUCUUGAAGAAUGGAUGGAGGUUCGCAAAAUAUACAGUGCAGAGAUAGACAAAAUCAAUGCUAAUCUGGGUGUGAAACCACUGAAAUUGCCGGCAUCGCAUGACGAAUUCGCGGGACACCUUCUCGACGUGCACCAACACUGGUGUAAAGCUUGUGUGCCUACCAGUACCGCAUCGACAAAAAGAUCCCUGCACACAAAGGUUAGUGUGUGUGUAGAUCAAUCAACUCAAACAAUGUCUUUUUUUGAUUGCUCUCCACCCGUGAAACUCGUGCCACCUUUAACAAGGAUACAACCUAGUGGCCCACAGAAGAUUAGAAUAGAUCGUGUUAGUAAUCCACUUUCCAAUGGUCCUAAGACUCCUAACAUCAAAGUCAUCUUGGUUAAAAAGUCUACAGCAGGAGUUCUGAGACAAGAUUCUGGCAGUACUCCACAAGCUCUGAACAAUCUAAUGCAGCUUGGUUCAAACUUGCAGGCAGCACAGCCUCUGCAGGGAAACCUUACAGGACCUUCUCAGCCCCCAGCAAGUGGUGUUUUACACGGCCUUCUGACUGGAAAAAAUAUUUCUGGAUCGACUCAAGUGGUGAAGAUGGAACCUGUUGAAUCCAUGGAAGACUUUGAGCAGUUGCCUAAACAAGAGUUCUGUCAGGCAAAGUGCAUUGAUGAAAAAGAUAAUACAGAGGAUUACAUCUAUGAUGAUGGUAGUAUGACAUUGGACGAUGGGAAAGAACUUGAUCCUGACAAAAAGCUGUCGAGAGCGACAGAUCUUCCGGUCGCAGUCGUCGUGAAAGAAGAAGUUUUGUCAGACUUGGAACAAUCAAACUUGGUGCAUUCUGAUAAGGAAGAGUCACUCUUUGAUCCAAGACAGGACCGAGAAUUUGGAUCUGAUAGCAAGCUCGAGCAUUCUGAAACAGGGUGGCAUGAGGAGGAGGAAGAGGAGAAGGAAGAGGACGAGGAUGAAGAGGAUGAAAUGGAAGAUGAUAUGGAAAUAGACUAUGAACCUACUCAUGACCCUUCAGCCAGUAUGCCCCAACAUUUGUCACAGAACAGCAAGGAUAAACCAGGAUCCAGCCAGGCUAAGUCUUCCAAGUGUCUUGAUGACCAGGACAGCCUUGAAUAUGGAGGAGAUAGUGAUGAAGACGUUGAGGGUGAACCUGCUCUUAAAAGAAAAAAACACCAGAGCAAAGCUUCCAAACCAGCCUUUAAGUUCCCAGAAGCAUGCCCAAUCUGCUCUGAGGCCUGGAAAGAGAAACCAGAUAUUAUGCGCCAUUUACACAAACACAUCCCGAUUGAUAAGGGCCCAGAAGCGAUCAAGGAUGCCGUCCAAUCAAUCGAAAGCCAAUUAAAGGGGCACGAUUUUGACAUGGGAUGGUGUGGUGAGUGCAAAAAACUCCUCUUGCGUUAUAGAUCACACAUGAACAGAAUCCACAACAAGCAUAGAGAUCGUGUCGUACUGUGUCAGCAGUGCGGUAAAAUGAUCAGAAGUUUCUGUAUCAAACAGCAUCAGAUCUCACACCUAGAGGUCAAGGAAAGCGAUUACGUCCAAUGUCCAGAGUGCCCCUCAAGGUUUAAGCACCGGAUGUACCUCAGGGGUCACAUUAGGGAUGUUCACAGCAGGAAGGGUUUCGAGUGUUCUACCUGUGGCAAGAUCUUAAAAAAUCGGGAAUGUUUCAGGCGACAUGAAGCAAUCCACAGCGGAGUUAAACCCUAUCCAUGCUCCAAGUGUGACAAGUCGUUCACUCAAAGAAGCAAUCUCAAGGUACACAUGCGGCAGCAUACAGGAGAUAAGCCCUACGUUUGUGAGUUGUGUGAGAUGGCGUUUACCAAUAAGGUCAGCUUAAAGAACCACAAGAAGAAACUGCAUGGGAUUGACUGGUGGAAAGAGAGAGAAUCAUUUGAAAAGGAAGAUGAUUGAAACAGGAAGAUCCUGAGAUAAAUCAAAGUGUUGGCUCUGAAUAGAGAAAACAAAAGAUCUGAUUUGUUGAUAUAUAUAAGGAAAGGCCAGACAAAUAAUACUCAAACAGGACUCGUCUCGGCUUUAAUUACCAAAAGAUGAUUGCUAAUUUUAGACGACAAUUAUAUAUAUAUAUAUAUCAUAUAUACACAUGUAAAUCUAUGUGAAAUAACUGUGAGAGCAGGGAAGCACGCUAUCUAUUUCACAAGCAGUCUGUAUUGAAUUUGGUUUGUGUUCAUUAGCCCCCUGUUAUAAUUUGACAUCGGGAUGUUUGUUUUUAUGCCUCCGCCACACAAAGUGAGUACCGGAGGAAUGUUUUCGGGUUGUCCGUCCGUCAUUAUUCAUGUGAACCCAGAAACUUAAAGGUAAAGACCAGUAUUGGAAACGCCCCAAUUUCAAAAAAUGAAAUGGAAGCUCUUAUUACCAAUCAUGUGAAAGAAUAUGCUUUGACCAA